This is a messenger RNA of Blastomyces gilchristii SLH14081, 4439 nucleotides long. Its product is annotated as C6 transcription factor. Gene Ontology annotation, molecular function: DNA-binding transcription factor activity, RNA polymerase II-specific; zinc ion binding. Lineage: Eukaryota; Fungi; Ascomycota; Eurotiomycetes; Onygenales; Ajellomycetaceae. Bases 599 to 4360 code for a protein of 1253 amino acids. Gene Ontology annotation, biological process: aromatic amino acid catabolic process; positive regulation of transcription by RNA polymerase II. The transcript has 6 exons. Gene Ontology annotation, cellular component: nucleus. The record is from RefSeq and is a predicted model, not a curated record.
UGAUUCUGCUCCAGUCGUCGUCGUCGUCGUCGUCGUCGUCGUCGUUGUUGGCCCGUUGGGUUGUUGUUGUCCUCUUUUUAUGUGUUUCGAAUCUGCAGGUUUGACUUGAGCCUCACUCAUCCUCUCAUCCUCUCAAGAGUCUCUACUCUCUCUCUCUCUCAUCCUCUCCUCUCUUACACCACUCCACUCACUACUCUCUGCCCAGCUCAACUCAACUCUCCGCUCUGCUCUGCUCUUCCCCCUUCUUUGCUCUUCUAUUCUGUCUGUCUUUAUAUCUCUUUGUUGUAUCCACCACUUUUUUCUUUGGUCGGUUCCAUUGUCCCGUCUCAUUCCCCAUUCCCAUCCGUGGCCGCUUUGCAUCGGCCGAAUCCACACAAACAUCCAUCCAACCAACGGGAUAGGCGAUAACCACUGGCCACAGCCCCAGACUGACUCAGGCACAGGAACACAUCCUAUCUCCACCCGCGCCCUUGCGGUGGUGUCUUGUCUUGUGUCUUGAGUUGUGUAUCCUGUGGCUCAUCCCUCCUAGCCGCCACUGUCUCCCCGUCUCCCCGUUUCCCCGUCUCCCCACAUUGUUCGCCUUCCGUUUGUGCCUAGGAUGGCCACGAGGGUUGCUCCAUCCGCCGCCUCGCAGACUCUUCACCACUCCCAUCGCCACCAGCCCGUCCAGCCUGUGCAACCCCACGAUGCUGCUGCUGCAAACCCCAAUAAUACAGCCGCCGGCAAGGGCGCCAACACCGGUACCAACCCCGGAUUCUCUCCCCGCAGAUCGCCCUCACCCGCUCCCCAGCACCGCCGCGGCUAUCAGGCUUGCGAUCCGUGCCGCAAGAGAAAGGUGCGCUGUGAUUUAGGAAGCGUCGACAACCCCCGCCCUCCCCCCUGCGUCCGCUGCCGCCGCGAAAGCAAACGCUGCGAGUUCUCUGCUACCCGUCGCAAGCGCAAGGUACCAGAAGCUGCCAAUGGCGAUGCCGAGGAAGAUACCACUCUGCGCAGAGACAAGCGCAUGAUGUCUGCAGAUGCCUCUCGCCUCGAUUCCGCGGAGAGCCUCAAUAGCGGCACCAAUAAUAACGUAAAUGAUAAUGAUAAUGAUGAUGACACGAAUAGCAACGACGUCUCGCCCUUUCCCCCCGCUCCUCCCUCCGCGAUAGAUACCGAUAUCAGCAUGUCCGCCGCCUCCCACCGUCGAUGGACUGAGCCUGGACACCCGCCCAUCAAUCGCUUUCCCAUCCCGCCGGCAAACCCUAUCCCGUCUAGCCAGUAUCACAGUAAUAGUAACAACGUUAGCGCCAGCGUAGGCACCAGCCAUCGGUUACCGGCGCGAAGCGUGGGCGGCCCCGGUGCAGGCCCAGGAUCAGGUGGUUACGCGGAAAACCUCACCGGCGCCAGCGGUCAGCAAGUCAUGAACCGCACCGCGGCUGAACUGCUCUCCCCAGCCAUCAGCAACACUCACGAUGCACUCCAUCUCCUAUCUGAAGCUGCGGGGAGGACGGAGGAUUUAAAUCGCCAGCAGCAGAUGGACUAUCGCUAUGCCGCAUCCUCGUCGACCUUUGCGUCGCCAAACGACCCCAUUGCGAGGGGCAGCAUCUCCGAGAAAUCGGGAAGAUCCAUGUCCAACGGCCAGCAGUCUAUCCAUCGCUACCAACCGCGGACAGCGGGCUCGACUGCAGCUGGCGUUGUCGAACAUCGUGCUGGGGACGGGGUUGUUGGGGCUAGCGAUACGGGUGGGUCAGGGGCUGGGUUGAUGAACGCUCCUCCUUCGUUGAAAGGUGGAUUUGUGGAGGAUGUGGAUUAUGUGAAUGCGGUGAGGGUGUGGUCGAGGUUUCGCUUCAUCAGGGCUGGUUGGUUCAGUGUUGAUGAGGCCAUGGGGUAUAUUGCAUACUAUUACGAGCACCUCGCGCCGUUGAGUCCCAUCGUUAUACCAAACUACAGCUCUCCAUCAAUGCAUCUAACCCUCCUAACCGAAGAGCCCGUCCUGACCGUCACAAUGCUCACCAUCGCUUCCCGCCACAUGCCUUUAACAGGCAACGGAGCGAAUUCCCGCGCCUACUCCAUUCACGAAAAACUAUGGUCCUAUCUACGCGGCAUGAUCGAGCGCCUAUUCUGGGGCCAGGAGAAAUUCGACGGCGGCACUCUACCUUCCCAAAUGCCCAAAUUCUCCUUCGCGCCUGGCCAAUCAAAUGCGAGCAACGGUCAUCUGCGAUCGCUCGGUACUAUCGAAGCUCUCCUUCUCCUGACGGACUGGCACCCGCGCGCCUUGCAUUUCCCACCUGGCGAUGAUGAGAAUACUCUGUUGGAUAUUGACCCACAGCUCCUGACGCAGAUUCAGACGCAGUCCCUUGACAACAAGGGGAAUAACGAUCAUGACUACGAUCCUAUAAUCAUGAACAAGGCGCAGAGUACUAGCGGCGGUGGAAGCGGUGGUGGUGGCGGUGGUUCAGAGGGGCGUCUCGCGUUCUACAAAUGGCUCGAACCCGUCUGGCGCUCCGAUCGUAUGUCCUGGAUGCUACUCAGCACAGCGCAAGCCCUCGCCUUCGAACUCGGCGUCUUCGACCCGAAAAACGACCAAGUGUCCAACGCAAACACAGAAUCUUCAACCGAGCGUAUCCGGAAACGGCGCGUGCGCAAACUGAUUCUCGUCUAUGUGUCGCAGAGUAGCGGGCGGUUAGGAAUCCCGUCCAUGCUCCCGCUGCCUCAGUGGGGGAUUAACAUGGAUCCGGUGUCGUCGGAGGAUUGUCGAUUCUUAGAUCCCAACGAGGACCGCUCGAUUGACCUGAUGCAGGAUUGCUGGAUGGAUAUUUCGAAGAUCAUGUACACGAGUAACCAGGUGUUGUUCCAGAGUAAGGAGCAGACGACGAAUUUGAUUAAGAGUGGGAGAUACAGAGAACAGAUUGAUAAGUUCAUACCGUCGUUGAAGGAGUUUAGGAUGAAGUUUGAUAGGGUUUCUAUGUCUGGCCAUAUGCGACAUAUUCUAGCUAUUGAAUAUGAGUAUACCCGCUUAUAUGUCAACUGCCUCGCCCUUCAAGCCGUCGUCGACAGAUGGACCACAAUGGGCAAUGAAGCGCAACAUUUGUCGGCGACGGCAUCUACACGGCGCAAUUCAGCAACGGGCCAGACAGCUUCAUCCUCCGCCGCGAAUACAACGGCUUCUUGGCGUGUCCUCAUGGAGCAAUACCAGGUCAACGAACCGUAUAUUCAAGAGGUUGUCGACGCUUCGCGGCGCAUUUUGAAAACUGUCCUUGACGGCCUUGUCCCUGGCGACUCUCUGAAACAUGCGCCUGUCCGCACGUUUUUCCGAAUCUUAUCGGGAAUGAUAUUCAUUCUUAAGACCUUUACGCUAGGUGCCAAAGAAGAUGAAGUCCGCAUCUCCCUCGACCUGCAAGACCGUACCGUCGAGUCUCUGCGCACCUGCGUAGUCGACGAUGUCCACCUGAGCGUCACCAUCGCCGACCUCCUUCAGCUCCUAACGUCCAACAUUCGCAACAGAUUCCUCCGCUUUGCACCCCCAGACCGCGGCACAGGCGAAUGCAGCAGCCGUGAGCGAACACCGCAGCUACAAUCGCAACCACAGGCUCUCAUGUCCUCGCCAAUGUCAACACGGCAGUCACCACACCCGCCAGACCACCUCAACCACACCUCUCAACAACUCGAUCAGAACCAAAAUGACUUCCAAAACCCCGCGCGCUGGCAGCAACAACACCAGCAGCAUCAGCUCUCCACCAACACGCCCUUCCAUUAUGAUCCAAACAGCCACCAUCACCACCAGCAAACCAACCAGCACAGCCACAGCCAUAGUCACAGUCACAGUCACCCCCAAUCCUCAUCGGCCCCUUCAACAACCCAUGCAGACCCCCUCGCCAACAUCCCCGCCCAACCCCUCAACUCCUCCAAUCUAACCGUCUCCUUCAUGCCCCCGCCCGCCUCCGUCUAUUACAACUACUACGACCCGAGCACCGCUUCUCUGAAGAUAGAUCUCGACGGCGCAGACCCCACCACCACGGCCACGGCCAACGCCAGCAACACCAACGACACCAACAACAACACUAUCUCCCCCGACAUCAUCAACAGCCACAACCACACUGGAAACAACGACGGUUCCGCCUCCUCGCUCGCCAACGGCACCACCACUGCCAGCGGCGCUAAUGGGCCCUCCAGCACUAACAACACCAAUAACAACAACACCAGCGGUGCCGGUCCCGGCGCCCAAUCCGACUGGUUCGCGCUACCGCUCGAUCAGUUCUUCAACAGUUCGACGAUGGGGGUUGAUCAGGGACUGGGCGGGACAGGGCCGAUGGUGGGUGAGUUUGAUAUGCUGGAGGUGUUGUUGAAGGAGCAGGAUGAUAUGGGAGGUGGGUUUAUGUAGAUGUUUGGUCUUUUUUUUUUUUUUUUUUUUUUUUUCUUAUCGGUAUCUUUGGAAGGUUAUGGGAGUAUAUAUCUAGGCG